Molecule: messenger RNA, 2352 nt
Organism: Drosophila eugracilis
Lineage: Eukaryota; Metazoa; Arthropoda; Insecta; Diptera; Drosophilidae
Gene: exd
Product: homeobox protein extradenticle
Exons: 5
Coding region: 226-1356 (376 amino acids)
Biological process (GO): regulation of transcription by RNA polymerase II; embryonic organ development; animal organ morphogenesis
Cellular component (GO): nucleus
Molecular function (GO): DNA-binding transcription factor activity, RNA polymerase II-specific; RNA polymerase II cis-regulatory region sequence-specific DNA binding
Source: RefSeq, a predicted model, not a curated record
UAUAUCGAUUUAUUUUUCUGCGUAUACAGAACAUACUUUCCUUUCAUUGUAUUCCAAAAAAAUAAUAUUUUUAUAUACCUGCGGAACCUUACAAUUGCAAAAAUGUGUCGCUAAAGUAAAGUGGACUUAAUAUACUAAUUGUUCGGCAAAUAAUACAAAAAACCAACCACGAUAAAGAAAACCAAAUAAGUAUUCCUUGAUUGCUUUGAAAUUGUUUGGCGAAUCAUGGAGGAUCCAAAUCGCAUGUUGGCUCACACCGGUGGCAUGAUGGCUCCCCAAGGAUAUGGAUUGUCUGGCCAGGAUGAUGGCCAGAAUGCCGGCAGCGAGAAUGAGGUGCGCAAGCAGAAGGACAUCGGCGAGAUAUUGCAACAGAUAAUGAGCAUUUCGGAACAAUCACUUGAUGAGGCUCAGGCCAGAAAACAUACACUUAAUUGUCACCGGAUGAAGCCGGCCCUAUUCUCUGUACUUUGCGAAAUCAAGGAGAAGACUGUCCUCUCGAUUCGCAAUACUCAGGAGGAGGAGCCACCAGAUCCACAACUGAUGAGAUUAGACAACAUGCUGAUUGCUGAGGGCGUGGCAGGACCUGAAAAAGGAGGUGGCGGUGCAGCGGCUGCCUCCGCAGCUGCGGCUAGCCAAGGUGGAUCCUUGUCUAUAGAUGGUGCUGACAAUGCCAUUGAGCAUUCCGAUUAUCGUGCAAAGCUGGCACAGAUUCGUCAAAUAUAUCAUCAAGAAUUGGAGAAAUAUGAACAGGCAUGCAAUGAGUUUACUACGCAUGUCAUGAAUCUUCUACGGGAACAGAGUCGUACGAGACCCAUAACACCAAAGGAAAUUGAACGAAUGGUGCAGAUCAUCCACAAAAAGUUUAGUUCAAUACAAAUGCAGCUAAAACAGUCAACCUGUGAGGCUGUAAUGAUCCUUCGUUCACGUUUCCUAGACGCACGUCGCAAGCGCCGCAAUUUCAGCAAGCAGGCAUCCGAAAUACUGAACGAGUAUUUCUAUAGCCAUUUGAGCAACCCAUAUCCAUCCGAAGAGGCCAAAGAGGAGUUGGCACGAAAAUGUGGCAUCACGGUUUCUCAAGUGUCAAACUGGUUUGGAAACAAGCGUAUUCGCUAUAAGAAAAACAUAGGUAAGGCACAGGAAGAGGCCAAUUUGUAUGCAGCCAAGAAGGCAGCCGGUGCUUCACCAUAUUCCAUGGCUGGUCCUCCAAGUGGGACAACCACACCCAUGAUGUCACCCGCUCCGCCACAGGAUUCAAUGGGUUACCCAAUGGGAUCUGGUGGCUAUGACCAGCAGCAACCUUACGAUAACAGCAUGGGCGGAUAUGACCCAAAUUUACAUCAGGAUCUAAGCCCCUGAGGAUCAGGGCUGUGAACCACUCCGAACCCUCAUACAAUUGCGGUCAAAAUAACUGCACUGAAAAUCUAUCAUGCAGUUUCUACUUAAUAUUAUGUACGUUCUCUUUUGAAAGAAAUUCGGUUUGAAUGUGCUUUUUUUUUUUUGCUAGGACCAACAAUCCUUUGAUAAACCUUUACGGUUUUUAAUUCUGCUGUCUUUUUUCUGAGUCAUAAGUUUAAAAUUUCCAUAAAUUUAGAUAUAGUUCAGAUAGACAUACGUGAAUAGAAUUUAAAAUACGUAAUAGCUAGUUUGUGCUUGAUAGAUUUUGGUUGAUGGAAAAUAUUGCCCUCCUAUUAAACCUAAAUAUUAGUAUUCUAAUAAUAUUAUGUUUAAAGUGGCACAGUCUCGUUACUUGCUAUUCAACAAUCGUAAUCGUAACUUUUUAACGUUGCCCAUCUAAAUUUCUUUGCCAGACAAAAAGAAAAAUACGAAUGCUUAUUUCAAUAUUAAUUUGAAUGCAAACAUGUUUGUAGCAUGUAAAAUGUAAAAUAAAUAAAUACGUAAUAUUUUGUUUAGGCUAUUAUGAUUAUGAUGUCAAUGUUUCUUCGUGACUUGAAAGAAAUAAUAAUCAGUACAGACUUUUUCUGUAGGACACCAUUUAGCUUAUAUAUAAUAACCAUCGGAAAAUCAUAUUCAAAGAAACUCAAUUAUACUGGUAGUAUACGAAUAUUUUCAUAAGGAAUGAAAGCACAAUUUUCAGUGCUAUUAUUUUGACCGCAGCUGUGUAUAAAUAUAUAUUUUAACACAUUUUACCUACAUUUGCGGGUAUAAACAAAUAUUGCAUGUGUAAAUCAUACUAUGACGGUUCUUUUUUGGCUACAGUACGUAUACGACAGCAAAAUAGUGUUUACUAAAUUUAAAUCUGUACGAAAUUUUUAACUUGAACAAUACGAAACUAAACCAUGUAUACGAUGUAUAUCAAAUAAAUAAACAAUACAUGUUGUUGUUAUCCGCACA